Molecule: messenger RNA, 129 nt
Organism: Lathyrus sativus (Indian pea)
Lineage: Eukaryota; Viridiplantae; Streptophyta; Magnoliopsida; Fabales; Fabaceae
Source: the annotation of a GenBank genome assembly
AUGGUUCAUGCUCAAAAUUUUGAUAUUUCUCCAGCACAUACUCCUACAAGUAAUGGCACUGCUCUGGAUCAAGGAAUUGCUUACCUUCUUAUGAUGGUGGCUUUGGUGAUUACAUACAUAUUUCAUUGA